GUAUCGUAUUCGCGCGUAAACAGAAAAUAUUGUAGCGCAGCUUGAACACCAAUCAUCUAAACAGCGCGAUAGUAUAUUGUAUUAGAAUUCACCACCUUGAUAUUAAAACAUGUUUAACUUAAAUUGUAUUGUUUUGAAUUCAAUUUGUUUAUUGAAUUUUGUGCUUGUCGUUUUGACAUAAUGCUAGGAAAGAUAAUUGUAAGACGUCUGCAUGUUGAAGACAGAAAUAUUUAUACGUACAAGUAUUCGAAAUUUCUGUAGAUCAUAUUAUUCCUCAAGAUAAAGCAACUUUUGUUGUUAUAAAGAUGGAAAAUUUUCAUGAAACUAAAGGUGUGUUCAAUGGUCAGCUGAUGUCUCCUGAUCGAAGAGUUCUUGGUAACAUACAGAAUAAAUUUGCAAGUGAUGCAAUGUCACCCACUACAAAUUUGAAACUUCUUACUGAAGUAGCCAGUGAUUUAGAGAAGCAAAGAUAUGAAACAGAUCCAUCCAAAGGGAAGUCGCAUGCAAAAUGCAAGACAUCUUCAAAAUUCAAUACAGAACGGAAACUGAAAUCGCUAACACUUUUGUGUGAAAAGUUUCUUCAGAUUUUUCCAUUAAAUGUUUCCCCAAAUGAAAAUAUUGUCAUUUCGCUCGACAAUGUUGCGGGGAUGCUGGGGACAGAGAGACGCAGGCUGUAUGACAUCAUCAACAUGCUGGAGUGUUUGCAAAUGGCUCAGAAGGUAGCCAAGAACCGCUAUAGGUGGUUCGGUUGCCAGAAACUUCAUGUAACGCUCGCACAUCUUAAAUGUUUGGCAAUGAAACUUGGACUUCAACAACAGGUGCACGACAUGCAGACCGCGAAUAAUCUUGAAGCUCUAGACAGGUGUAGCGAACACGAGCCCCUCUCGUCCGUCGAACCUGCCGCGACGCCGCAGGGCAAAGCAGACGCGCCGAUCGUCCAGUUCAUCAUCACCGACGAAGACGCGGACGGUGAUGGCAGCAUCACCACACUGAACUUGGACAUUGUGAAGAAAAGGUUCGAACCGGUUGUGGCUCCGAGCGGCAGGGCGGACACUUCCGUCGCGGAUGAAACCCCAGACUUGGCACCGUCUGAGUUCAUGAAGAUGCUGCCAAAGAUCAAGUCACUGGGGAUGCUCUGCCAGAGCUUCCUAAUGAUUUUCCUGGUUGCAAACAAGUCCUAUCCAAUAACCCUUGAUAACAUUUCUAGAAUACUACAUUUGCCAGUUUCAUGCGAAGGGGAGGCUGAUAGUGGAUCGUGCAUGGCGGAUGCUUGUCCAAGAGAGAGGGCAAUUUCAUUCAAAACUAAGCUUCGCCGUCUCUAUGACAUUGCUAACGUUAUGUCAUCGCUGCACAUAAUAUGCAAAAUCAAACGGUACGAGCUUCUGACCAAAAAGCCCUUGUUUAAGUACAUUGGCCCAGUUGUAGACGUCGGGGAUAUUUUGCAAUCAGAAGAACUAAAUUUUUCAAAUUUGCCUCGUCAUUCUCUGCUCGGAAGUGAAGCACUGGACAGAGAGAGUGAGACGGUGCUGGAACUGAGACUCCAGGCGGGAGGUCACCCGCAGUGGGUUGUGUCUGCUCGAUCUGUCGGCAGAAGCACCCAGAAGAGGAAACUACUCUUUCGCAAUUCAGAAACAACUCCAAAACUGCUGCGCACAAAAAGCAGUGAUGUACUGUGCAGAAAGAAGAAAGCUAUUGAUUCCAGACACGAAAAGACCAAGUCAUCGUUGGAUGGAAUAUUGAACAUUGCGGAGAUGGAACUGCGCAGGUUGCAGUCUCUGGAAGGCGAGUGCUUGUCAGGAGCUCCGGAGAAGAUGCGAGACGCCAGGGAGGAGCAGCCCACGGCCGCGAGGCGACGGCUGUUUGCCAGACACCAUUCCGAUCCUUGCAUCAACACCGGUCACAGCGCGGGCGGGAGCGUGCUUCUGGAGUCGCGAGACUCCCCGAACGACCAGCAGGUGGCGAGCUCCACGUCUAGCAGCGAUCAGAUCGGUCACGACGCACGGCAGGAAGAUGGUGCGGCGGCGCCUGCGACAUGCGACGAUACCGACCCCGUCGUGAUGAUUAAGUGCGCGGGAUUCGGCGGCCAGCAAUUGGAGCAAAGGACGGACGAGACGGCGAAACAGCCUGCUCCGUUUCCCGCCCGUUCGGGCCAAAAGCUGAACAUAGUCAGGAGAUUGGGGAAGUUAUCGGGUGAUUCGUUGCCGCGCAGACCGAUAGUGGUCAAAACGUACACCUGCCGACGGGUGAAAGUCCUGUCGGCGUGCUCGCCAGAGAUGCUGCUUGCGAAGCCUGCGGAGCCCGGACCCGUGAACGAAACCAGCUCCUCCUCGACUGUCCUGGAAACGAUACCUCAGGAGGGGUUCGCGAAACCGGGAAGCACUGUGGCCAACUUAAACCGCAUGGUAAUGUUUAAGGAUGUGGAGUAUUCAAAGCUGCCAAAAUUAAAGCUGGUUAAAAUAGGAAACAUUACUAAACUCGUUCCUUUAUGCAAUAGUAAUGGGAAACAUCAAUGACAAAGUCUGCUUUCUUUUAUUUUCAAGAUACUAAUGAGUUACACAUUUUGUGUAUGAUCUCUAUGUUAUUGGCCUACAGUAUUUGUACACAGCCCAACUUCAGAGAAAUUUAAGUGUGCAAGUACUUUGCAAUAAACGUUGCAAUAUUUUGAGGGGUUCAGUCUCCAUAAAACAGUAUGUUUCACAUUGUUGUCAUUGUCACAGAGGUAUAUUUAAUACAUAUGAAAUAUAUUUUAGAAUUAUUGAGAGUGAAAUGUGACAUAAAACCAGAUAUUUUAAUAUUGUUAAAUAUUUCAAUAUUAUUCUUAUCCUAUCUAUAUUUUCAAUAAAAUUGCAUGUAUAACUUUUUCAAAUGUAUAAACAUUACAAAUUACACAUAUUAGUUUUAUUUUUGAUAAAUAGAGUUUAUAAACUAAAUAGGGUGACCACCUUUGUUUUAAUUUUAUUGAUUAAUUGUGUAAUUUUUGUUUGUAAACUUUUUGCAUGCAAUGCUUAAUAAUUCUGUACCUUCAUCACAUAAAUGUGCAUUUACUCAUUGCUCAUCUUUAUAAAAUUGGUUCUCUCUGGUUCAUCUUUCAAAUUUAUUUUAUUAAUUCGAACUUAAAAUUAAUUUUGAAAUUUCGGUGUAACUAACAAGCCAGCAAAACUGUAUGUGUGUACAUUGUAACCAGUUUAUAGUGUCAUUCCAUAAUAUAAAGAUGCACUUAAAAACAUUUUUGUUAAUGAAAAUCAGUUUCCAUGGUAACUCAAAGUUCUUGGCUCAUUUAAUCACGCUGGUCAGAAAAAAGUUUUCAACUUUUCUUGACAAGUAUCAUUACAUGGUCAUGUAAACAUUUUAUUGAUCACUAGCUAAACCUGGCCACGCUUCACUGUGGCUCAGUCCUAAAAUGAAAUGAAUAGUAAAGUAAAUCAAAGUACUCUAGCGAACUUAGAUUCACAGAGGAAACACAUAAUUGAAUUUAAUACACUGCUUUGCAUUGCUGUAGGUAUGGUUUGGAAGGAAAGGAAAGGAAGAAAUUUUUUUUUUUUUUUCACUUAAAAUCAUUUUUUAUUUUAAAGCUAGUGGAUGGACUACAUUUUUUGUUUGUCCAUUUUCUGCAUAAACAUAAAGAUCAGAUUGUUUAUCGAGUCUUGAGUGCGAUGUUAAUUACCUAAGAUAGAAGCAUUCGUUUUCUAAAUUCAAUCCGCACACUGGCAAAGAUUGCCCUUGCGCUUAAAUGAUAGUCAUAGGUCAUAGCGAAUGCAAGCAGUGGCGUCUCGUCAGGGCAAGCAAGGCAAGCAGUGCUUGCCCAGGCAGUUUCCAGACAUUGUAUUUUUUAAAUAAAUAUUUUAUUCAGAAUAGUAUUUUACUUUGGCUCGUGCAGUUAGGUGUAUGUAUUUUUUACACUAUCUUCUUGGGACCCAAUACUGUGCGCUGUGCGCUAUAAAAAAAGAACUCGUUGACACAAAAACAUGCUGUUUUAGAAGCGUUGCUAGGUUUAGAAGCGCUGGCAGGACCGCUUUCAGCAGGAAGGCUGCCGCAGUAGUUUCCUUUCGGGAGGGGGGGUGGCAUGGUACAAAGUUUCAGGAAGGGGAUUGGCUGGAAAAAUACGCGGUAGAAGCUACGAAGGUAACGCUUUCUUGCCGAACUGGAGCGAACAUGGCCGAAGCAGACUGUGGAAUUUUUCCGCCGACUGCUUCGGCUAUGUCCGCCACAGUUCGGCAGGGCAGGUGGCGAUGUCGCGUUUCAGUCGGCGGUCGUCUCUCGGGGCGCGCGCAUCUCUCCCGCGGGCUGUUGGCUGGCAGUGCGUGGGGGAUUUGUGGGCGUACGAUGAUACUCCACUCCCACUUAGUAUAUAAGUAAUGUAGAGUAGGUAUUUUACUAUCAGAAUAAUGUAAGUCAAUCAUUAUUUUUCAAAAAUAAUGUAUUUAAAAAAAAUGUCAAUUUUUCUACCUGUGGAAUAGUCAAUGUUCAGUUAAGAAAACUACUUAAAUAGCACCAUUUUGUACCUUGAAAUCCAUAUUUUC
Molecule: messenger RNA, 4520 nt
Organism: Bacillus rossius redtenbacheri
Lineage: Eukaryota; Metazoa; Arthropoda; Insecta; Phasmatodea; Bacillidae
Exons: 7
Coding region: 306-2513 (735 amino acids)
Biological process (GO): regulation of transcription by RNA polymerase II
Cellular component (GO): RNA polymerase II transcription regulator complex
Molecular function (GO): RNA polymerase II cis-regulatory region sequence-specific DNA binding; DNA-binding transcription factor activity, RNA polymerase II-specific
Source: RefSeq, a predicted model, not a curated record